AAUUGACCUAUGAUACCCCGUCUGCCGUUCGUUUUGACUUACCUAGGCAACACCCGGUUGUGUGGAUUCCGCAGCGAAUAAUAUCGGCGGCCAUCGCUGGUUUUUUAAACUUUUCAGCGUUGCGUUGUCCCGUUUUUUUAUUGUUUGCCCUCGCCCAUACGAAUCACUUCGCGUACAGUGUAUUUCCUCCUUCCCAAGCUUAUUAAUAUUGUUGCCGCGGGCGAUUUCCCGUCUUCUACGAUGGCAUCGUAAGAAAUUUCAAUUUCGAUUUUCUAGCUGUUUUUCUUGUCGUUUCUUUCUAUCCACUCCCUUCUCCUUCAAAUACAAUUUACUACUGCACCACUCGUGUUUGCAGCCCCUACAACCCACCAAGAUCGUGGGAUCUGUAUUUACGUUCUUUACACCCAUACCUCGAAUACGCAUAGCUCUACGCUACCACGUCGAUAACCAGACUCCAAAACAAGCAUUUAAAUACAUAAUCAAGUAGCAUUCAUCAAUUCGUCAAAAUGAGUGACCACGAAGAUCACUUCGACUCCGAGGAUGAAGCGGAGAUUGUCAACCCAAGCCGAGGAAUCAAGGCGAAUCCCAAGAUCAAGAUCCUCGUAGGCAAUUUCGAACGCGCCUUCAUUGUUUCGAUUAAAUCCCUAUUUGUCCUAUCGCCAAUCUUCGCAAAGCACGUAUUGCUCGGCCUACCGAAAAGAGACCGCGCAAUCCUCUGUCCAGAAAUGCACGACGAAGUUUUCGAGUGCUUUUGUGAAUUCGAACGCCUAGGCUACUAUAUCACCUUUCCCGGCCCCCUUGUGAAGAACCCAAAAGACAGACCCUUCGACGCGAAAGGAGACGCUAUCGCCGCUGUGAAGCAAAGGAUAUUCGCCAAACGCGUCCAGCAUGUGUACAGUAUCAAGGGAUGGACCUUAUUAGUAGCGAGACCAGAAGUUUUUCGCGACGAGACACUUCAAAAGUUCGCCAAAGGAAUCCUAGACCGUUAUCACAACGAAUUAUCCCAAUCUCCGUAUCCAACCGCCCUCGACGAACACGUCUUGUUUCUCCACGGCGACGUUUACGCCAUAGCCGCGAAAUACAAGAUCGAAAAGCUAAGAGUCUUGGCAAGGAAGAUGCUUUUGCGCGUCAUAUACGAAGCCCACCUUACUUACGAUUUUGUCGGUUCUUUCUCUCAAACCGUGGAAUACCUCCUCUGGGCAACACCGGUGGGAGAUGAGAUUCGGGGUGAGCUGAUACGCUUCUGUAUGCUCACCGGGUUCAUUUUCAGCCCACACCCACAAUUCCUACAUCUCUUGGACAAUAACGAGGAGGUCCGUAAGGCAGUUCUGGGAGGACCGCUAUACUACCAUUUUUCCGCUUCUUGCAGUUAGGGAAGUGACAUCUUGGUACGAGCUGUGGGCGGGUUAGGGUGGUCGUGGUCGCUUGAGACGAGUGGCUGUCACUAUAAAACCCAGCCAUACGAAGGGUCGGAUAUCAU
Molecule: messenger RNA, 1480 nt
Organism: Hypoxylon trugodes
Lineage: Eukaryota; Fungi; Ascomycota; Sordariomycetes; Xylariales; Hypoxylaceae
Exons: 3
Coding region: 507-1373 (288 amino acids)
Source: RefSeq, a predicted model, not a curated record